GGAUGGAUCUUGUAACACAAACUACUCUUUCUUCUGUCACAAACGAGCUUGCCCGCCAGGCUACUACGCUUACGAAUUUGACUGCUUCAGAAUUAUUCCUGUUCCAGUACUGUACGAAAAGGCUAGUGAGUUUUGUGGUGUUGAUGGUGCUGUUGUAGCCAGAGUUCGAAAUAGCAAUACGCAAGAGUUUCUGGAAUUGCUGGCAAAUGCAGCAGGAAUCCAGGAUGAAGAGUUUUGGAUUGAUCCAAACUCUGACAUUAACUCAAAUGUCAACUUGUUAGGAACUGUAACUGAAGGUUGCAUUGCAUUACAACUCUCUAACUCCAUCACAUUACAGAUAGCCUGCUCCUUGGAAAAAUAUUUCAUCUGUCAAAUAGAGUUUGAAGAUGAAGAAUUCACCAAAUGCUCGGACCGAAUAGAGGACUGCUUUAUGCCGAGAUACGAUAACGUUACAUUUCAGCACGAAUAUUUACGUUAAAAACGUUACUAAAUUUUAACAC
Molecule: messenger RNA, 500 nt
Organism: Limulus polyphemus (Atlantic horseshoe crab)
Lineage: Eukaryota; Metazoa; Arthropoda; Merostomata; Xiphosura; Limulidae
Exons: 3
Source: RefSeq, a predicted model, not a curated record